AUGUGGUAUUGCCACAGCAAGUUGGUUCAUCUUACCUGCCACCUCCUGCGAGGUCGUAUGUCAUUACAACUAAUUUCCCCGUGUAGAGAUUUUUCUAAGUUUGCACGCUUUGAAACAAUUGAUUUGUCUCAAGUUGCCUUGGCAGAAAGCAGCUGUAGAAACCUUUGCCACAGUUUUUGCGUGAUCACACCACAACGAAAAGUUACGCUGGCUGCACCCAAUCGGAAAGACAUGGAAGAAUGGAUUAACGUCAUAAAAACUGUGCAACAGGGAGAAAUCCGUAAGAUACCUGCAGCAGAAAACAACCCUUUUCUUGUUGGAAUGCACUACUGGUAUUCGAGCCACAGUCCCCGGACCCAGCACUGCAAUGUUUGUCGGGGGAGCAUUCCUGCCUUAUCUCAAAAUGUUAUCAUCUGUGAAGUGUGCAAAGUAAAGUCUCACAGAUUAUGUGCUUUAAGAGCAAACAAAGAUUGCAAAUGGAAUACAUUAUCCAUUACUGAUGACCUCCUCAUGCCUGCAGAUGAAGUAAAAACCAUGCCUCAUCAGUGGGUAGAAGGAAACAUAUCUGCCAGUUCUCAGUGCGCAGUAUGUCAUGAGAACUGUGGCAGUUACCAGAGACUUCAAGAUUUCCGGUGUCUCUGGUGUAAUUCUACGGUGCAUGAUGACUGCAGGAGACGGUUUUCCAAGGAAUGCUGGUUUGGAAGUCAUCGAUCAUCAGUCAUUCCUCCCACUGCCCUGAGCGACCCCAAAGGUGAUGGCCAAUUAGUAGUAUCUCCAGACUUUUGGAAUCUUGAUUGGUCUUCAGCCUGUUCAUGCCCCCUUCUCAUCUUCAUCAACUCCAAAAGCGGCGAUCAUCAAGGGAUCGUCUUCCUCCGGAAAUUCAAGCGGUACCUUAACCCAUCUCAAGUGUUUGACCUGUCGAAGGGUGGACCUGAAGCCGGGCUCUGCAUGUUCAAGAACUUUGCUCGCUUUCGCGUGGUGGUUUGUGGUGGAGAUGGCAGCGUGAGCUGGGUCUUAUCUCUGAUUGAUGCCUUUGGAUUACAUGAACAGUGUCAGCUGGCAGUAAUCCCUCUUGGAACUGGUAAUGACCUGGCCCGUGUCCUCGGCUGGGGUGCAUUCUGGAACAAAAACAAGUCACCUCUGAACAUCCUCAACAGAGUAGAGCAAGCUGGUGUGAGGAUUCUAGACAGAUGGAGUGUGAUGAUCCGUGAGACUCCCAGACAAACCCCAUUGCUAAGAGGGCAAGUUGAAAUGGACGUACCCCGAUUUGAGGCUGCUGCCAUCCAACACUUAGAAUCUGCAUCCGCUGAGUUAAACAAAAUCCUGAAGGCCAAGUACCCGACAGAGACGAUUAUCGCAACCAGAUUCCUGUGCUCAGCAGUGGAAGAUUUUGUGGUUGAUAUUGUAAAGGCCUGGAGCCGGAUAAAGCAGAACAAUACAGCAAUUGAGUCUGUCAUUUUGAAAAGUGACUUAAUGUACGACAAGCUCAGUGUCCUGAUUGAUAUCCUUGCUGAGGAUGCAGCAGUUGAGAAGAGUGCCAAAGCACAUAAAGAAAGUGCCAAGGCAGAUGGAAAGCCCUCCAUCCCUCAAAUAGACCACAUAGCCAAGUGCAAGUUGGAGCUGGCAACAAAGGCCCAGAAUCUCCAAAAGUCAUUGAAACUCAUCAUAUUCCAAGUUGAACAAGUUCUUGAUGAGCAAAGCCGACAGACAAUAUCGGUUAAGAACUUCAGUUCAACUUUCUUCCUAGAAGAUGAUUCAGAAGAUAAUAACCAGAUGAGCCCAAGACACCGUUCUCGUCUUGGUACUCUGUCUUCUAUAUCUUCUCUCAAAAGUGAAGACCUAGAAAACCUCAAUUUGGAGCACUUACAUUUUACACCUGAAACUAUUAGCCGCUUUAAGAACAAGAUGUGGUAUGGCCUUCUGGGAAGCAAGGAACUCUUUCAGCGCUCUUACAGGAAACUGGAAGAACGAGUGCACCUAGAGUGUGAUGGAGAGGCCAUCUCCUUGCCAAAUCUGCAAGGCAUUGUAGUGCUCAACAUUACCAGCUAUGCCGGAGGCGUCAACUUUUGGGGAAGCAGCACGGCAACCACAGAAUAUGAGGCUCCUGCGAUAGAUGACGGGAAGCUAGAGGUAGUGGCAAUCUUUGGUUCUGUACAGAUGGCAAUGUCUCGUAUCAUCAACCUGCAUCAUCAUCGCAUCGCCCAGUGCCGUGAGGUGAUGAUAACUAUCAAUGGUGAAGAAGGUAUCCCAGUGCAGGUGGAUGGAGAGGCCUGGGUUCAGAGGCCAGGCCUUAUCAAGAUUAGAUACAAGAACACUGCUCAGAUGUUGACCAGAGAUCGGGACUUUGAGAACUCAAUGAAAAUGUGGGAGUGCAAGCAUUCUGAAAUCCAAGCUGCCUCUCAACCCCAGCUGGAUUCCCAGGAAUCUCAAGAUAGCCUCUCUGAUGAGGAGUAUGCCCAGAUGCAGCACUUAACUCAGCUUGCAGAAAACCUCAUCAGCAGACUUACUGACCUGAGCAAGGUCCACCAGCAUGUGUCUGUCCUCAUGGAUUCUGUGAAUGCCAGUGCUAACAUCCUAAACGAUGUAUUUUACAAACAAGAGAGUGGCAAUGAGACAGCUGCAGCUUCCUGCACUCCCAUUGAGGUAAGGGAGGAAGGGGCAGAUGAAGGAAAGGAGUAA
Molecule: messenger RNA, 2679 nt
Organism: Bubalus bubalis (water buffalo)
Lineage: Eukaryota; Metazoa; Chordata; Mammalia; Artiodactyla; Bovidae
Gene: DGKK
Product: diacylglycerol kinase kappa
Exons: 22
Coding region: 1-2679 (892 amino acids)
Biological process (GO): diacylglycerol metabolic process; intracellular signal transduction; lipid phosphorylation
Molecular function (GO): ATP-dependent diacylglycerol kinase activity
Source: RefSeq, a predicted model, not a curated record